Gossypium raimondii (Peruvian cotton) is the source of this 540-nucleotide messenger RNA. Its product is annotated as protein PELPK1-like. The record is from RefSeq and is a predicted model, not a curated record. The transcript has 2 exons. NCBI's taxonomy places the organism in Eukaryota, Viridiplantae, Streptophyta, Magnoliopsida, Malvales, Malvaceae. Bases 1 to 540 code for a protein of 179 amino acids.
AUGUCGCUUGAGUCUCCAAAGACAUCCGAGCCUCCAAGGGCCGAUGCGCUAGAGCUCCCCAUAUCCCAAAGACUAAGGUACCAAUGGUGCUUGAGGCUCCCGCACACCCGAGCCACCAAGGUGCCGAUGUUGCUGAAGCCUCCCGCACAUGCAAGCACCAAGAUCCCAUCACCAAGGUCCCGAUGGUGCUCGAGGCUUCCGCGCAUCCAAGACACCAAGGUGCCGAUGCGGCUCGAGGCUCCUCAGACAUACCAAAGACUCAAGGUGUCGAUGCCGCCGAGGCUCCACACAUCCGAGCCACCAAGGUGCCGACACGGCCGAGGCUCAGACAUCCCAAAGACCAAGGUGCCGAUGGCCGCCGAGGCCCCGGACAUCCAAACAACGAAGGUGCCGACAUCGCCGAGGCUCUCAGACAUCCCAAAGACUAAGGUGCGGAUGUCGCCCAAGCUCCAAAGACAUCUAACUAGCCAAGGUGCCGAUGCCGCCGAGGCUCCCCAGACAUCCAUUACUAAGGUCCCGAUGUCGCCGAGGCUCCCCUGA